Messenger RNA from Tribolium madens (black flour beetle), 1470 nucleotides. RefSeq names its product RNA-binding protein cabeza-like. The transcript is spliced from 9 exons. Lineage: Eukaryota; Metazoa; Arthropoda; Insecta; Coleoptera; Tenebrionidae. Gene Ontology annotation, cellular component: nucleus. Gene Ontology annotation, molecular function: transcription coregulator activity; RNA binding. Bases 117 to 1274 code for a protein of 385 amino acids. The record is from RefSeq and is a predicted model, not a curated record. Gene Ontology annotation, biological process: regulation of DNA-templated transcription.
UUUGGUGGGGUUUGCAGAGCUGUAAACGCCGACCAAUCACAGGUCUCCAAUCCGUGGCGUCUUUUUCCCUCGAAUCCAUUUUCUUUCUGUUUGUUCGAUUAUCCCAACAGCAGAACAUGGGCGACCGAUCAUACGCCGAUUAUUCUCAACCGCCCCCCAGCACUGCUUACCCAAAUACUUACGGGGCACCACCGGCCGGCGGUUUUAAUCCACAAGGAGGCGGUGGCGGAGGUGCCGGUGGCGGCGGCGGAUCCUGGAAUCAAGGACGAUCGUCUGGAGGCGGUUAUGGCGGCGGCCAAGGUGGCGGCGGCGGCGGUUAUAACCAAGGAGGUGGUUACAACUCUGGCGGCGGCGGAGGUUAUGGCAAUAGUGGCGGUUAUGGCGGCGGUGGUGGCUAUGGAGGAGGCCGAGAUCGUGGCGAUUUUGACAAAAGGCCUCUAGAUCGACGUGAUUCUUAUGGAGGCGGCAACAGGGGUGGUUAUAACAAAGAUAAUGGAGGCGGCAGUAACCUAGUGGUUCAAGUCGACACGAUUUUUGUGUCUGGAAUGAAUCCGAAUCUUACAGAAGAUGAAAUUGCUCAACACUUCGGUUCGAUUGGAGUGAUCAAAAUGGACAAGAAGACACAAAAACGAAAGAUUUGGUUGUACAAAGAUAAACAGACUGGACUUUCAAAAGGCGAAGCCACUGUUACGUACGAUGAUUCUAAUGCAGCCCAAUCAGCAAUCUCGUGGUUCGACGGUAAAGAAUUCGGUGGUACUCAGAUAAGAGUACAACUGGCUACGAAAAAGGAUAAUUGGAGUGGAAGUCGUGGUGGGGGAAGAGGUGGUGGCCGCGGGGGCGGUUUUGGCGGGCCAAGAGGCCGUGAUGGAGGUUUUGGAGGUGGUGGUGGCGGCGGAGGCGGCGGCGGCGGUGGUGGAGGCGGUGGCCGAGACCGAGAAAGCCGUGAAGGUGAUUGGAAGUGUCCAAACCCCGACUGUGGGAACACAAAUUUUGCCUGGAGGAAUCAGUGUAAUAGAUGCAGUGAAGAUAAACCGGAAGGUGCCGGUUCCGGGGGUGAAGAACGCAGAGGAGGCGGUGGUGGUGGUGGCGGUAGAGAUCGUGACCGGGGAAGAGAUCGAAGAGGCGGUGGCGGCGGUUUCCGCGGUGGUGAUCGAGGAGGUCGUGGAUUUGGAGGUGGAAGAGGAGGCCGAGGCGGUUUCGGCGGUGGACGAGGAGGAGGAGGCGGAAGGGACCGUGGCGGCGGUCGCGAUGGAGGACGUUCGAGGCCGUAUUAGAAGAUUUUUUCCAAAUAACAUUCACGAGUGUUUUAUUUUCAUUACAGUAUCAUUAUUCAUUUCAGUUUUAUUAAGAAGAUCGAUAAGAUAUAAAAGCUUUGUGUUUUUAUAAUUAGAACACAAAAUUUGUGUGGUCACAAGUAUGGCGUGUUUAGUGCAUGAUUAUUUAUGUAUAAUACAUUUUUUUAAGUACAAA